Penaeus chinensis is the source of this 1515-nucleotide messenger RNA. Its product is annotated as SREBP regulating gene protein-like. Gene Ontology annotation, biological process: positive regulation of SREBP signaling pathway. The coding region runs from base 110 to 739 and encodes 209 amino acids. The record is from RefSeq and is a predicted model, not a curated record. NCBI's taxonomy places the organism in Eukaryota, Metazoa, Arthropoda, Malacostraca, Decapoda, Penaeidae. The transcript is spliced from 4 exons.
GUAAACAAACAAGAUGGCUUCUAAGUAAGACAAAAGUACAACAGGUCUUCGUGUUGGGAUGCUAAACUUAGGCCCCGCAGGAUGAUUCUAGCCCCAUUAUUGACGUACGAUGAAAGAUUCGACCCAGGAAAUUAUGAUUACGGCCAAGAUAAUGAGGAUUUUACGGAAUAAGUUCUUUUUGACGGUGUUAGUUCUGGUUGGGGUGAUCUACUUCGGCCUCUCGCUCUGGACAGACGGUACUGGCAUUCCUGACGAAAAUGAAGACGAAGUUGGAGGAAGGGUGGAAUUUCGAUGGGGGCCAGACUCACCCAAUGGAACUUCAAGUGACAAAGUAACAACAUGUAGAAAUUCAGUGCAAGGAAAGGUUCUCCUAGCUGAUGACCAAGGUUAUGUAUGCCAUAGGGUGGACCGCUUGAGCACCGGCUGUUGCAAUGUUGCUGUAGACACAACCCGCCGCUAUGCAUGUGACACCUGCAAUAGUCAUGGAUGCUGUGCUAUUUAUGAAUAUUGUGUAUCCUGUUGCCUACAGCCUGAUAAGAAAGCCCUACUGAAGAAGGUUUUGGGCCAGAUAAGUGAUAACAGCCCGCUAUACGCAUCAGUGUCCGACCACUUUGAGCUCUGCCUUGUGAAAUGCCGCACAUCCAGUCAGUCGGUGCAGCAUGAAACUCUGUACAUAGACCCUAGAGCUAAGCAUUGCUAUGGGGAAGGACCUCCACCUCUUAGCAAUAAUGAAACAUGAGAUUAUUUUAGAAAACAUUAUUUAACAUAUUCCACAUAGUAGCAUUAGAAAUAUAUUUCCAAUAGUUGUAAUACUUAACUAUUUUUUCAAUCUAUUUAUGUGACAUGGACUUUACUAGUGUAAGGUUCUGUAAGCAAAUAUGUAUAGAAAAUGUUCUUUUAAUAUGGUUUUGAGCAGUAGUUACAAUGCUGACUGUGAGGGUGUGUGUGAUAUUUUUAUUCAAACUCAUAACUUUUAAUAUAUUUGAGGUAAUAGUGACUUAUUUAUAAUUGUUUACUAUUGUGUGUCCAUAUUGGCCUCAGUAGUAAGUUGUAUUAGAUGCUAAACAGUUACAAUAUUAUCCCCCCUCUUGGUUUACUGCAACACAGUUGGUAAAUUUGUCUCAUCAUUAAUUGUUUUUUGCUAUUAUGUAAGACAUGUAAUGUUAUUUCAAGCAGAUGAUGCAUUUUGUAAAGUUUACUCUGCUUUUAAUAUCUGAGAUUAAGUGGCACAAGUUUUGAAUGUCUGAAUAUAUGAAUUUCAUUUUAUAUGUUAUUUUAGUUCUAAUAUAGGUAUUCUUUGUUAGUUUUAACCUAUAUUGAUAGUAUUGCACUUUUUAUUAAUUGUGAAGAAUAAUGCAAUAUAUUUAGCCAACUGUUUUUUAUUGUUAAGAGUGAGUGAGUGAGUGAGUGAGUGAGUGAGUGAGUGAGUGAGUGAGUGAGUGAGUGAGUGAGUGAGUGAGUGUGUGAGUGUGUGAGUGUGUGAGUGUGUGAGUGUGUGUGUGUGUGAGUGUGUGA